Fonsecaea multimorphosa CBS 102226 is the source of this 1146-nucleotide messenger RNA. RefSeq lists its product as uncharacterized. The record is from RefSeq and is a predicted model, not a curated record. Lineage: Eukaryota; Fungi; Ascomycota; Eurotiomycetes; Chaetothyriales; Herpotrichiellaceae. Gene Ontology annotation, molecular function: oxidoreductase activity; FMN binding. Bases 1 to 1146 code for a protein of 381 amino acids. The transcript has 8 exons.
AUGGCGAAUCGCGGACGGACGCUGGAUCCCGAAGUUUUCUCGAUCAGAGAUCUGAAAGAGAAGGCUUCCAAAAAACUCCCCAAGACGUAUCGAGAGUACUUUAACGAAGGCGCUAUGGACAUGAUAACUCUUCGGGACAACGAAGCGGCCUUCGACAGAUAUCGGAUACGGCCUCGCAUUCUGCGCAACGUUUCCACCGUCGACACAAGUACCACUAUAUGGGGAAGCAAGGUGCUAUUUCCGUUCGGGUUUUCUCCAGCGGCCAUGCACCGACUUGCUCAUCCGGAGGGCGAAGUGGGUACUUCAAGAGCUUGCGCAGCUCUGAAUGUGGCAAUGGGACUCAGCGCCUACUCGAAUGACUCGCUAGAAGACGUCAUCAAGCAAGGAGAAGGAAAGACAAACCCUUAUGCCAUGCAGGUCAGUCUCUUGAGGAGUCGAGAGCUGACUGUACAGCUGUUGGAGAGGGCCGAGAAGGCGGGCUACAGAGCUAUCCUUUUGACGGUCGAUGCACCAAUGCUAGGACGACGAUUGAAUGAAUUCCGCAACUCCUUCUCUAUGCCCAAGGGCACCACAUAUCCCAACAUUGCUCCAGGUCUGGACAUGAGCAACUUGGAGGGAGGAGAUAAUGAACUGGCGUAUGAGAACGGGGUGGACUGGGACGAAGCCAUCUCAUUCGUCAAGGGCCACACAAACCUCGAGCUGUGGAUCAAAGGACGCAAGCUGACCCUGUUCAUUCUAGUCUACACCGCGGAAGAUGUCGUCACUGCCAUCCAGUACGGCUUGGACGGCGUCGUCAUCUCCAACCACGGCGGGCGACAACUGGACAGCGUCCCCGCGACACUGGACGCUCUCCGAGAAUGCGCCCCCGUGGCGAAAGGCAAGAUCAAGAUUGCCAUUGACGGCGGCAUUCGAAGAGGCACAGACAUCUUCAAAGCCCUGGCUUUGGGCGCCGAUUUCUGCUUUGCCGGGAGGAUCCCGAUCUGGGGGUUGGCCUACAAUGGCCACAAAGGGGUAGAGCUGGCCAUCCAGCUUCUGCAUGAUGAAUUCAAACUCACAAUGGGUUUAGCUGGGUGCAAGACCAUCUCCGAGAUCAAUCGCGGACAUCUCUCAAUCUUGGAGACGAAUGGUGUCCUGUCAAAGCUGUGA